Messenger RNA from Nymphalis io (European peacock), 3202 nucleotides. RefSeq names its product phospholipid phosphatase 2-like. Lineage: Eukaryota; Metazoa; Arthropoda; Insecta; Lepidoptera; Nymphalidae. Gene Ontology annotation, molecular function: phosphatidate phosphatase activity. The record is from RefSeq and is a predicted model, not a curated record. Gene Ontology annotation, biological process: phospholipid dephosphorylation; signal transduction; phospholipid metabolic process. The coding region runs from base 179 to 1219 and encodes 346 amino acids. The transcript is spliced from 7 exons.
CGUGCGCACGUACGCUUGUGAACCGACAAUAAUCGUUCGAUAUUUUAAAUAAACACUGUGUGAUAUUUUUUGUGAGUGAUUCGAAAUUGGAAUAUUUAUUUUUAGUAAAGUUUUUGUGGUGUUGGUCAUUAAGUGAUUAAGUGAAGUGUAUUAUUUGAUAUAAUUAGUGAUAAGAAAAAUGGUGCGUACAUACAAAGUAGUCAGUUGUUUCAAAAUGCCUAAGAGAUCGAAAGUGGUGCCCGCUCCGAGUGGGGAGGGUGUGUUUACCAUCGACAUGUCAUCGACCUCAACAUUGGACAUCGCUGCUGUAUCAGAGCAACGUGUACCGGAGCCAGUUGAGAUGCAGGCCCGCCAAGGCCUCCUAUGGCAUCUACUUAUAGACCUACCCAUACUAUUGCUUGUGGCAGCAGUUUGCAUCCUAUUAGAAGUAGGAGCGUUACCAAGCAGGCGAAGCGGGUUCCGAUGCAACGAUCCGGACCUCUCUUUCCCGCACACUGGAGACACUAUCUCUAUCUCUCUCAUAGCAGCUAUCACUGUCAUCGUUCCAUAUCUAAUUCUGUGGACCAUUGAGACGAUCCUGCACAGAGACGAUGAGUAUACUAUCAAGAAAAAUAAACUACAAGCCAGCGCUCGCACCGCUGCUUUUAUAUACAGAGACUAUAUUUACGGAGCAGUGGUCAACUUAAUGGUACUCGAGGUGGUCAAAUGUGUGGUGGGCUCGCCGCGACCCACCUUCUUCGAUUUAUGCGAACCGGAUAAAGCUAGAACGUGUAAUGGGUCAGAGUAUAUAAGCAGUUACACCUGCACAUCUACGAGAUACUCGCGGUACUUACAAAUCGACUCCAUUAGGAGCUUCCCUUCUGGACACACAUCUCUUUCUGUUUAUUGUGGAUUAUUCUUAGCGUGGUAUCUCCAAAGACGAGCAUUCAGCUGGCACAAUCGCACAGUCCUGUUGGUACCACUCGUUCAAAUCCUCUGUAUGAUAUACGCAGUGGUAUGCCCGCUCACAAGAAUCACUGACCACCGACAUCAUUGGUGGGACGUGCUUGCGGGCGCGAUCGUGGGAAUAUUCAGUGUUGUAUAUACGGUCCUAGUUCUUUGUAAGAACUUUUCCCAGCCAGCUGUUGUCAGCACGAGUGAUAUAUCCAGCAGUGACGGUAACAACCACCAAUCAGUACGAAGGCUGCUCUCCAGUCAGACCAGGGUCGUGGUCCCUUAGCCGCAGGCUGUUUAAGGUCUGGACAGACCUUUCAACUUCAUUGGGAAUCGAUUUCGACGUUAUCCCAAAACAUGGACACUAUAUGGAAGAAUGUUAGAUUCUUUUGCAGUGAUCUUUAGUCAGUUUCCAUCUGGUGAUUAGCUAAUGUGAUUGUGAUGAGGCGAGGGUCUAGUUGAUUACGAAAUAAGAUCCAUUUGAAUUGUGUUUGAUUUGAUCAAAAUUAUGUAAAUUUUAACAUUGACAAAAUAUGGUGUAUUUUUGAGGUUAGGACAUUUUUAAAUCUAAUUAUGAUUUAAGAAUCUAUAGACAUACAAUUCUAUAUUAAACGUAGAUAAAUUAGAUUGCUCAAAGUCAUUGUAUCAUUCUUACGUAUUUAAAUGUUUAUUGAUAGUAGUAAUUUGUAUGAUCUAUAAAUAUUAGGCAGAAUGAAUACGUACCUAUGUGCGAUUUCAAUGAUUUCGUAAUAGCCGACUUUCAUAAAUAAUUAUAAAUAUUAUUUAUAAUAAAUAGGCGUUUUAAUCAUAUCGCCAGUUACAUAUGUAAAUAAUUAGAAAUUAAUCAAUUACUUUGACGUAUCUUAGUAGAACUGAUUUUAAAUAUUAUAAUGAAAAAUAAGACAUUUUCAAAUCAUACAUAUUUAGUAUAUAAAGUUAUACUUAAUAUGUGCGAACAUUUUAUAUUAGAAAAAUAAAACAUGUAAAACAGACAAGUGAAUAAAAUCUUUUUUAUAUAAGUAUAUAUUUUUAGUCUGAUAGGACAUCAUAGAAAAUACUCAUUUUGAUUUCAGCAGUGGACAUAAAAUCAAUAAUCCUGUUUUAUUAAUCGAUUUCAUUUUUUUUAAAUUAAUUUGUGUCAUGUAUGUUUUUAAUGAAAAUAAAACAAAUCAAACUUUAUCAUAUUAUAAAAUAACAAUCGGAAUAUUUAAGGCUAUAUUAUAAAUAGCAGUCAUCUUUCGCACCAAAUCUUAACUUUUUUUUUUAAAACAGGCAAUGGUUUUGCUUGUUUGGUCAGACUACAAUAAAAAAAAAAAAAAUUAUUUCCCAGUGACAAAUUUCGUAUAAAUCAUUUUAUACGAAAUAUUGAUAGUUAAUAUUUAAUAAAAAUAUUUAAAUUAUAUCAAUUUAAAUAUUUAUCAUUUAAAUAGGGGCUUUAAUCUAAAAAAAAAUAUUAAUUAGUAGCAUUUAUCAAAUGCUGUAAAUUAAUAACUUUUAAUGUUUAAUAAGCCCCAGUUAUGUAAUGAUUUGUGAAUGUAAAUAUUAAGUUAUUUAUUACCAAAUGAAAGUAUUUAAUGUGUAGUACCUGCUAGUCGUAAGAUAUUACAAGAUUGUUUUUUAUUUUGCUAUAAUUAAUAGUAAUUUAAUUCCAUAACCCACCUUCAUAGAUUGUUAAUUAAGGGGUAAAAAGGUAUAGAUAAAAAAAGUUAGAUAUAAUAUUGCUUGCUUAUACAUACGUAAUGACAUUAUAAAAAAAGAGAAGGAUAAAUAAGGAAACUACAAUCGAAAUUGUAGAUUAGUAUGUUAUCCUGGAGUACUAAAUUGAAAUUCAUCGUCUUUAUUUUUUAUAUUGUUUAUUGUUAUUAUUAUUUGGAAUGUUGAACUUUAAAAAUUAAGAUUUCAAGUGUAGAAAAGUAUAGCAUCUACUUAGAAGUCAUACACUCGGUCAAUAAAUUAUGCCAUUUCUAAUACGGAAUUAAUCUGUGCUAUUAAUACUGUAAAUAUAAGGCAUACAAUGUAUAUUGCUUCUGUAUUACAACAAUCAAUUUAAUGUUAUUUUUUAAAAAGUUUUUAAAAUAUAAAAACUUUUUGGUUCUAAUAGUAUCAAAUGCGCAGUAGCUUAAUAGCAUUAGAUAAUAUUAAAUCUUUUGUAAAUAUUUCUUCGGAACAUUCCUUUGCAUUUAGUGUGUGUUUAAAAUUGUAAAUAUUAUAAAGUAGUGCGUGUAUGUCUGUGUGUAUAUUGAUUUCAAUAAAUGUCUAGAUAAAAUUA